Drosophila eugracilis is the source of this 1978-nucleotide messenger RNA. Its product is annotated as zyxin. The coding region runs from base 105 to 1862 and encodes 585 amino acids. Gene Ontology annotation, cellular component: stress fiber; focal adhesion. The record is from RefSeq and is a predicted model, not a curated record. The transcript is spliced from 8 exons. Lineage: Eukaryota; Metazoa; Arthropoda; Insecta; Diptera; Drosophilidae. Gene Ontology annotation, biological process: cell-cell adhesion.
CUAUUGAUUUACACAAUUAAAUUCAUCAUAUGAAAUCAGUUGAAUAUAAACAAUUUUAAAAACAAGCCUAUCUAUCCUGCGUUAUUAGAGUUAAUCAAAUUAUAAUGCAGUCCUUAGACCAGCAAUUACAACAUUUGUCGUUUUUACAACCCGAAGCUUCUAAUAGUUCUGCGUCUGUUUGCAUUGAGCACGGCAAAGUGGCUGAGUUAGUCGACAAGAUACGCCAAAAGCAAAGGGAAUCUUAUAGGAGGAUAGAUGUACCUCCCAAGCUACCGAAGAAAUAUAAUGAAAUGCCUCAGGUUCCAUUAAGUAAGCAGGUUUCUUAUUCAAGGGAACCGCUUUACUCACAACCUUUAAUUGGAAUCGAUAAGAUAAGUGGGUCCGUGUCUGCAAGAAAGCAAAACAAAACUGGUAUCCAAACAAACGGAAAAACUACAUUAGACAACCCGGCCAUGCUACAACAACAACUAGAAACCCUGGCUUACCAUAAACUACAAAUGGAAAAAAAAGGUCUUUUAGGAGUUCAAAUCCAUCAAAAACAAUCUCACAGCUCCCCGGAGCCGUCUGCGAGCGCGUACAGCAAAAGCUUAAUAUAUAAAAAUUUAAAUUCUUUACAAAAAGGUAUAGAAAUACCCACACAAGAGACAAUACGAAAUACUUAUUCAAUGUUCUAUAUCCAUAAUGAUGAUGCCAAAGCCAUGGGCAAUUCGUCGCAUCAGAUGCUCUCCGUCUCUACAAAUUUGUUAUCAGACAACGAUAUAGAUGAUGAAGCGCAGCCACCUCCUAGUCCAGAGAGCGCUGUUAGCUCAUCAUACAGCGAGCUUUUUCAGGUUUCCUCCUCUUUCAACAAGCCCAUGGAUAUUUUGCAAAAUAAACCGAAAUCAAGUCCUUUAUUACAAUCUAUAGCGCAACAUAAUGACAUGAUAAAGAAUCUCCAAUCCAAAACUAAUCCCAACUAUUAUUGCUACGGUGGAUUAUCACAGAGCUCUUUGACAUACGAUUCAAUUUAUGAGCCUAUAAACCCUCGUCCUUCUGGAGAUAUGUUGUCCAGAGAAAGCUGUAAUAUGUAUGAUUCAUACAUCAGUGACAAUAAUAUAUCUGAUAAUAGUUUCAAUUCGAUUGAAGCUAGGCAGCCCUUAUAUACGCCUAAUGGACGUCGUAAGUGUUACGUGGAGAACUUAAUUCAAAAAAAUAAUGAUGGCGGAUUAAAUAACUAUAUUUUAAAAACGCCUAAACAAACACAAGAAUUUGAAACUUAUGGUAGGUGUGUGAAAUGCAAUUCACGCGUACUUGGGGAGAGUAGUGGAUGUACAGCAAUGGAUCAAAUAUACCAUAUAUCUUGCUUUACAUGCACAGAUUGCCAAAUUAACUUGCAAGGAAAGCCAUUUUAUGCAUUAGAUGGCAAACCCUAUUGCGAAUAUGAUUAUUUACAAACACUGGAGAAAUGUUCUGUUUGCAUGGAGCCCAUUUUGGAGAGAAUUCUUAGAGCAACCGGGAAACCAUACCAUCCGCAAUGCUUUACAUGUGUUGUAUGUGGAAAAAGUUUAGAUGGCUUAUUAUUUACAGUUGAUGCUACUAAUCAAAACUAUUGUAUUGCAGAUUUUCAUAAAAAAUUUGCUCCACGCUGUUGUGUCUGCAAACAACCAAUUAUGCCAGAUCCAGGACAAGAAGAAACUGUUCGAGUAGUUGCCUUAGAUCGAAGUUUUCACCUACAGUGUUAUAAGUGCGAGGAUUGUGGGCUCUUAUUGUCAUCAGAAGCUGAAGGACGCGGAUGUUAUCCCUUAGAUGAUCACGUUCUUUGUAAGAGCUGUAAUGCCCAACGUGUUCAGGCUUUGACCAAACGCAUGACUACGGAACAUUAAAUAGAGCUUAUAGUAAUAGUUUUAUCCGCACAACAACUGAACAGGAAGCACUAAUUAAUAUACACAAAUCAAAUAACAUUUUCUUCAUCAAUAAAUAACCAAGUUAUCUACUCCUA